Brassica rapa (field mustard) is the source of this 2329-nucleotide messenger RNA. RefSeq names its product GDSL esterase/lipase At3g14820. Gene Ontology annotation, biological process: lipid metabolic process. Gene Ontology annotation, cellular component: extracellular region. Gene Ontology annotation, molecular function: lipase activity. NCBI's taxonomy places the organism in Eukaryota, Viridiplantae, Streptophyta, Magnoliopsida, Brassicales, Brassicaceae. The record is from RefSeq and is a predicted model, not a curated record.
UACAUUCUGCUUAUAUAUAAAGCAACGAAAAAUCUCUCUCUCGCUCAACAAUCUUUACAGUUCAGGCCCCAUGCAUCCAGCCUCCAGGAGGCGCGGCGCGGACCUGAUGCAUGCAUCCAAAGAUCAUGAAUUAUGUGAGCUGGUCUGUAAGCAUUGCUUUGAUCCAAGGCUCUUGGAUGCAUUAGUGCGGGCCUCUCUUGGCUUUGAUCCUCCUCCGCAUUUGAAUUCCAUUAUCUGGGAUCGCGUUUGACCGUAUAAAUUUUAAAAUAAAAGAAAAUGCAAUUUUAAUGAAAAUAUCUCAGUCAGAUAUAUAUACAGAGUCUGUAUAUCAACUAGUAAGACGUCAAACGUUUCUGAUGUCAUACUUAUUCAUCAAUGUGCAAUUUAUCAUGCAUGUAUACAUAACUUAUUUAUACAAAGGAGAGACGAUCUGGCUCACACACAUGUUCAUUCAUCCAUAUGACACUAAGGUAAUGAAAACGAUACAUAAUCCUAACAAAGUAGAUAAUCAUAUAUAAAUAUAUAUAUAAAUGUAAAUAUAUAUAUAUAUAAAUAUAUAUCUCUUUUAUUUAGUUUCUAUAUUUCAAAUUUUGAAUUCACUUUUAAAAUUAUUACCAGAAUUUCUUGUUUCCUUUUAAGACAAUAUUUUGUACGUUGUAUUCCUUGUAAAAUAGUGUUUUUUUUUCUUUUUCUUUUUGAUUCGGUGUAUCAUAUAAUACAUUUCUCUUAUUUUCAUAAAAAGAAAAAAGUAGCUGGAUACUUUACACACAGUUUCAUUUGCAAAAUAGUUAUUCAUAUACAACGUAUAUAUAUAUAUGUGUGUAUGAAUGGUCUAUCUUCUCAACAUCUUCUAAACACAAAAGAAAUAAUCAAAAAGAAUUCAUCACUCGAUUAAUCAUAACAUUUUCUUGGUAUCAUUAUGGAUCUGCGGUUUCUAUGUUCUCUUUUGUUGUUUUUUGUCGCAGAAGUGACCACAACCAAGACCAAAGGGAACACAACAGUUCCGGCAUUAAUAGUAUUCGGAGAUUCGAUAAUGGAUACUGGAAAUAAUAAUGACAUUCCAACUCUUCUAAAGUCUAACUUUCCUCCUUAUGGGAAAGAGUUUCCUGGUGGCAUUCCUACCGGUAGAUUUUCAGAUGGAAAAGUUCCAUCAGACAUCAUUGCGAAUACAUUGGGGAUAGCAAAGACGAUACCACCAUACUUAGGCUCAAAACUAAAGCCAAAUGAUCUUCUUAAGGGUGUAAUAUUUGCUUCUGGAGGUUCCGGUUAUGAUCCAUUAACAUCUAAACUAUUGUCUAUAAUACCAAUGUCAGAUCAACUCCAAUAUUUUCAAGAAUAUUUGUCAAAAAUUAAGCAACACUUUGGAGAAGAAAAGGUUAAGUUUAUAUUGGAGAAAAGUGUGUUUCUAGUGGUCGCUAGCAGUAAUGAUCUCGGCGAGACUUAUUGGGCUCGAUCGCUUGAAUACAGUCGUAACGCAUACGCUGAAUAUUUGGCAUACUUGGCUUCAGAGUUUAUCAAAAAACUAUCUGGACUCGGAGCGAAAAAAAUAGGAGUGUUUAGCGCAGUUCCAGUUGGAUGCGUGCCUGCACAAAGAACACUCUUUGGAGGUUUCAAAAGAGAAUGUUAUGAAACUUUGAACAAAAUGGCAAUUCAUUUCAACUCAAAGUUAUCAUCUAGUAUGGAUGCUCUGCAGAAACAGUUGCCCAGUAAACUAGUAUAUAUUGACAUUUACGAAACUCUUCAUGACAUCAUGAGAAACUCUUCGAAAUACGGGUUUAAAGUGGCAGAUAAAGGAUGUUGCGGUACAGGAAGAAUUGCGUUAGCUGUAUUGUGCAACAAACUUACUCCUUUCACGUGUUCGGAUCCAUCGACUCAUGUGUUCUUUGACUCUUAUCAUCCAACUGAAAAAGCUUACCAAAUUAUCACUGAUAAAUUGAUGAAAAAAUACCAGAAGCACCUUAGCAACUGAAUAUGUUCAGUCAUGUGGUGAUAUUAGUCUGAUGAAUGUUCUUUUAUAUCUUUUCUACAGUAAGGAUGUAUUUCAACCAAAGUGUUUUUUUUUUUAAUUUGAUUUAUGAUCACAAUGAUUUCUUCCAUCUCAGCCGACUUUUUAUGCCGACUAUCUAACUAUAUGGCUUAUCUUUUGCGAUGUAAUGUUAAACCAUGUUUUGGGUAACGACGUAACUUACAAACGUGAACUUACGAGACGUUGGAGCUGUGUGUUGUUUUGGAUGUUUGCCCUAAUAAAAUACUUCAUCCAUUCCCCAUAUUUUCUAAAGUUUAUUUUUGUUCCACAAAAAUAUAUUUUUAAGAUACUGUAUAUUUUCGA